Molecule: messenger RNA, 2175 nt
Organism: Pseudogymnoascus verrucosus
Lineage: Eukaryota; Fungi; Ascomycota; Leotiomycetes; Thelebolales; Thelebolaceae
Exons: 6
Coding region: 1-2175 (724 amino acids)
Biological process (GO): single strand break repair; double-strand break repair
Cellular component (GO): nucleus
Molecular function (GO): 3'-tyrosyl-DNA phosphodiesterase activity; double-stranded DNA binding; single-stranded DNA binding
Source: RefSeq, a predicted model, not a curated record
AUGUCUCACCAAUCGAGUGAUGAGGAUGAUGACUUGAACAAAGCAAUUGCUCUAUCUUUGCAAGACUCCGAACAGCUUUCUUCACCCGCACCAAAAUGGCCCGUGGUGAUCGAUCUUAUCAGUGACGAUGAUACAGACACUGACGACCUUGACCAACCGACCAUCCGUGACAAGCUUCCACCUGGAUCGGGCCAAAAACGUCCGGCUGUAUCAGAUAAUGAGAUCAAGCGAGAAGGUUCUCUGGUGAUAAGGCCACAAGUCCAAAGCCCAGAAACAAAGCACACCAAUAGCCAGGCUGCAACCAAGCCUGUGAAUCAAACUGGAAAAGAAAUCACCGAACCAUCUGAUAUUAAGAAGCCAACAGCCAUGAUGUCAGGUCUUGGUGGCCUUGACCGGAAGAAAAUGGAAGAAGAACGGCUCGCAAGAGCAGAAAAACGAAAGGCCAGUUCAUCACAGCCAGAAAAUAGUGAUGUAGCCCAACCGCCGCUGAAGAAGGCAACGUUAGGCUCAGGCCUGAAGUCAUCUGGGAUGCCUGGUCGACCGCUCACAGACAAGCUAGCUGGCGGAAAUGCUGCAGGCAAAUCUGAUUCCAAGGUAGCGUUGCAUCCCAUGCACAUGAAAGCUGCGGCUGAGUUUCUGAUACCAUCUCAGCUCAUGAAGUCAGAGCCAGCAGUGCUUGCGGAUAUCGAGCGCUUCACCCCUGGUCCAGAUGAUACCCGGAGAUUGGAAGACUUCAAGCACGCCAAGAUUCCAGAGGCCGGACCAUCCAACGACCAACAGGCUCGAAUGGGAUCUGGAGUCCAAUAUCCACAUGGUGUCGUCAAACAGACGUGGGCGUUUGGCUUUCCAAGAUCGGGAGACAUAAAGAUUGAGGAGGUUCUCCAGAAAAACGAUCUUGAUCUGGCAGUCCUUAGCUCAUUCCAGUGGGAUCAGGAAUGGAUCCUUUCGAAAGUGAAUAUGGCGAGGACUAAACUCAUACUCAUUGCUCAAGCAGUAUCUAGAGACGAUCAAGAAGAAGUCAGAAAGAGUGCUCCAAGUAAUGUGAGAUUCUGCUUCCCUGCCAACAAGGAUGAAACAGUUAGCACUAUGCACUCAAAACUGCAGCUGCUUGCUCACCCGAGCCAUUUGAGAGUCGUCGUACCAAGUGCCAAUCUCGUUCCAUACGACUGGGGAGAAACAGGAGUAAUGGAAAACACCGUUUUCCUGAUUGAUCUGCCCAGGUUGGCAGCCAACGAGGUUGUAUCCAUUGAAAACAUUACACCAUUUUGUAGAGAACUGCGACGAUUUUUGAAAGCUCAGGGGUUGGACUCCAAAAUUACCGAUAGUCUCUUGAAGUUUGAUUUCUCGCAAACUGCAGGCCUGGCGUUUGUCCAUUCGAUUGGAGGCAACCACACUGAAAACGAUUGGAAAACCAUCGGCUACCCUGGUCUUGGUUCUGCAAUUCAAGAACUGGGACUCGCCAACAGCGACCCUUUGAAUGUAACAUUCGUUUCUGCAUCAAUCGGUGCCCUCACGGACGAUUUCAUGCUGGCCAUUCUUCUAGCUUGCAAAGGAAACGAUGGCCUGAAGGAGCUUACCUGGCGGACAAGCACCACCCCAGCCAGUAGAAAGCGCACUCCUGAAGAAGAAACACUGUUAAUGGAGAUGGAAGAAGGCUUCCGUAUCAUGUUUCCAAGCCACGAAACCGUUCGAACAAGCAAAUAUGGCACCAAUUCAGGGGGUACUAUAUGCCUUGAUCCGAAGCAUUACCACCGGGAACAGUUUCCGAAGGAAUUGUUCCGAGACUGCAAGAGCAAGAGGACUGGGCUAUUGCUUCACAGUAAGCUGCUCUUCACCGCACCAACUCACAUGAAUGCCGAUGGAGACCGGGGCAAAGCGUGGGCGUAUGUCGGGAGUGCCAACCUCUCGGAGAGCGCCUGGGGGCGCCUCACCAAAAACAAGAGCACCAAGAAGGUGAAGCUAUAUUGCCGGAAUUGGGAGUGUGGCGUCGUCAUCCCGGUGAACCGAUCCGCUGCAUCACAAAACACAGACACUCCGGCAACUACACCCCAACAGACUGCGCAGGACCACGAUAUCGAUAUAAGUUCAAUAUUUAAGGGGGUAGUGCCGGUUCCGAUGGAUUAUCCAGGCCUGGAAUAUGGACAGGGUCGCCCUUGGUUUAGGAACGAACAGUAG